Messenger RNA from Aphanomyces astaci, 1035 nucleotides. RefSeq lists its product as hypothetical. The record is from RefSeq and is a predicted model, not a curated record. NCBI's taxonomy places the organism in Eukaryota, Oomycota, Saprolegniomycetes, Saprolegniales, Verrucalvaceae. The coding region runs from base 1 to 1035 and encodes 344 amino acids. The transcript has 3 exons.
AUGACACUACUCAACCCGUCGAGUUGGCCGCACAUUUCGCCACCGACGACCCCGCCCCCAUCCAACGUCGCCACUGCCGUGUUUGAUGAACAUAGUGAUGGCCACGAUCAAGAAGACCUGGGCGUUGCCCCCACGGAAGUCUUCGUCGACGACGAAGGCGAUGCGCUGCAUGCCACCAUGGACGAAGACGACCUUUUCACGACAUUUCCGGUUCGACAUCGGUACGCCGCGGACAACACAACCGUCGUUGGGUACAAGUCCGUGCCCUUCCACGGUGAGGACGUGCGGCUCUGGCGACAGCAACGACUGGCGCACUUGCUGCCCACCGUGGCCGAGAAAACGGUCGGCCCGUCGGACCAGCUAGGCAAGCGGUUCCAUAAUCGGAGCAAGACUUCGCUGAAGGCGACUGCCCACGAGAUGGACGAUGACACGUCUGACAAGACGCCGGACUUCUGGGGCGAAGUACUCAACCCGUCGAGUUGGCCGCUCAUUUCGCCACCGACGACCCCGCCCCCAUCCAACGUCGCCACUGCCGUGUUUGGUGAACAUAGUGAUGGCCACGAUCAAGAAGACCUGGGCGUUGCCCCCACGGAAGUCUUCGUCGACGACGAAGGCGAUGCGCUGCAUGCCACCAUGGACGAAGACGACCUUUUCACGACAUUUCCGGUUCGACAUCGGUACGCCGCGGACAACACAACCGUCGUUGGGUACAAGUCCGUGCCCUUCCACGGUGAGGACGUGCGGCUCUGGCGACAGCAACGACUGGCGCACUUGCUGCCCACCGUGGCCGAGAAAACGGUCGGCCCGUCGGACCAGCUAGGCAAGCGGUUCCAUAGUCGGAGCAAGACUUCGCCGAAGGCGACUGCCCACGAGAUGGACGAUGACACGUCUGACAAGACGCCGGACUUCUGGGGCGAAGUACUCAACCCGUCGAGUUGGCCGCUCAUUUCGCCACCGACGACCCCGCCCCCAUCCAACGUCGCCACUGCCGUGUUUGGUGAACAUAGUGAUGGCCACGAUCAUUCCUUGAUUUGA